AUGGCCCCUCCUACUCCCACCUCUAACCCUUUCGCCGCCAUGAGGAACUUUGGUGGUAUGGUGUCGUCUGCUCUUUCCUUCGGUGAUAGGUCUCGCCAAGUUUCCUCUCUUGGCCUCGGCACUCUUUCCCUGGGGGAACCGUCUGGCGCCGCCUCGCCUCCUCGCUCUGCUUCUCCUCCCGCCAGUCCUCCUGCCGGUUCUCCCGCCCGUUCUCCCUCCGCUUCUCCUCCUGCCGCCAGCCCUCGCCGCAGGACGCCCGCCUUUCGUCCUGACUUCGAAGGAAAAGGGGGUGAUUAUAGUGAUGAGGAGGAUCAGGAUCGUGAGGGUGAAACUGAGUUAGAAGAUAUCUCAGAUGAUGAUAUGGUGGCGGUUAGUGUAGAGGAUAACAAUGUUGAUAGUCCUGAGUCCGCUCCUGCCCCUCCCCCUGCUCAAAUUGUGGGCCAGAAACGACGCCGUUCCCUCUCCUCUUCUUCUUCUUCCUCUUCUUCUUCUUCCUCUUCUUCUUCCUCUUCCGGGGUUCUCCCCCCCCCCGACGCCAUCGCCGCUGCCGCCGCUGCUGCCGCCGCCCGCUCUGCCGCCGCCGCCGCCGCCGCCGGUCCUGCUGCCGGUCCUGCUGCCGCCCCCCCCGUCGCUGCUCCCCCCCCUUCUCCCAGAGGGGAGCCUUCGCCCAAACGGGUGAAGAGAUCACUGCGGGAAGAAGAGUACUUGUGGGAGAAGAUGAAGUCCGAGCCUGGUCGUUGGAUCGCGGUUGGUGUUGACGAAGCGUGUGAUCGUUGCCGACGUGAGAUUAUCACGUAUAAUCGUCCAAACUGGCCCUGCCUCAAGGCAGUCAGGCCACACAACAAGGCCCUCCGUUGUGCUUCAUGCACGUCUGGCCCCUGCUCCUUCUGUCCCGUUUCCUCUGCCCGGGACAUCCCGCCCCGUCCCUUCGACGCUUCUCCUCUCCCCCCUCCCCAGACUCCAGCGUCUGUCCCCCGUUCGCGGGUACCGUCUUCGUCUCUCCGGUCGGUUCGCCGUACUUCGCCGGACCUCCGCCCGUCGCCUCCGUCGCCGUCGCCCUUCGCUCCUGUGGCCGGCCCAUCACGUCUCCCGGCUGUUCCUCCUUCGUCUUCUCGCCGUCCUUCGGCCUCUGCUCCUUCGGCCUCCCGUCCUUCGGCCUCUCGUCCUUCGGCGCCACGUCCGUCCUCUCCAGUGGUAGCUUCUCCUCCGGCUCACAGCACCCGAAGUCGGCGUCCUUCUGUUCCUCCGGCCACUUCGGCGGCCCCUCCCGUCACCCCUCCCUCUGCUCCCCAGAAGACACCGAAGUCUUCUUUAAAGAAAUCAAAAGGGAAAUCUAAAGGGAAGGAGGUUGCCUUCAAUGAUGCGUGCUGGUCCCUCUGCUCCCCGGUUGUCCCUCGUCCACCCUCGUAUCUCCCUGGACGUCCGUAUUCCUGA
Tremella mesenterica DSM 1558 is the source of this 1434-nucleotide messenger RNA. RefSeq lists its product as uncharacterized. NCBI's taxonomy places the organism in Eukaryota, Fungi, Basidiomycota, Tremellomycetes, Tremellales, Tremellaceae. The coding region runs from base 1 to 1434 and encodes 477 amino acids. The transcript is spliced from 6 exons. The record is from RefSeq and is a predicted model, not a curated record.